AUGUCUGGUCGGAAGCUCGGAGGCGGUCGCAUCCUAGGCAGCGGCAAGGGCCUUGCGCCGCCACCCGCUGCCCCUCGUUCUCGUGCCCCCAGCCCGUUGGCACCGUCCGAGAGCACCAUCUCGAUUAGCUCAUCGCCGCUGUCGCCGUCUAUGAGCGGCAGUUUGACGGGUAUUGGUCGGGAUAUCGGAUCCAGCAUCAGCGUCGGCGCACAGCCCAAGGCUGGCCUAUCCAGUGAUGGAGCGCUCGUUUGUCCCAUCUGUAGCGAGGAGAUGGUCACUCUAUUGCAGCUCAAUCGACACAUUGACGACAAUCACCAGGAACUACCCGCCGAGGAGCAAGACGAAGUAAAGACGUGGUUCGACAAGCAGGUGCAAAAGGCGAAGCGCUUUCAACCGCUCUCCCUGAUCAACCAAAAGCUUCGCGGCUUGGAGGUUUUUGAACCAAACGAGGCGCCUCAGCCACAUCCGCACGUCUCAUCGCAUGCUCCCGGGAAAUCGCAAGAAUACCAUAUCGAUCCGGAGGAGCUCAUCACCAGGCACCAUUGGCAGCGACCAACAGGUCAUGACAGGUGCACCGACCCUACCUGCGGAAAGAACCUCGGCCCUAUCAACGGCAACAUAAACUGCCGAAAUUGCGGCCGAUUAUUUUGCGAAGAACAUACGAUGUACCAAAUGAAACUAAGUCGAAGCGCCAACAGCGAACCUGUUCGGGGCGUCUGGGCUCGUGUGUGCGAAACCUGCUACAAGUCAAGGGAUGGGUACAACGACCACACAGGCGUCUCGAUAGAUCACACAAGCGCAUUUAUGGAAACUCGCCGAAAACGUGUUGAACGCCAAAAGCUCGAAGUCUCGCGACUCGAGAAGCGGUUAACAAAGCUAACGAGAUUGUUGGUUGAUUCACCCGAUAAGCCAAACGGCUCGCUGCUAUCCCCAGUCACCCAACUGACAGGGCAAAAUAAUCAACGAAAAGCGAUCGAACAGUCUGUCGUACCUUGGGAGGACGAUGAAUCCGUUUCAAAGUGUCCAUUCUGUCAACAAGAGUUCGGCAGUUGGACAUUCAGAAGACAUCACUGUCGCAUCUGCGGCCGAGUGGUAUGUGCAGACUUACAAACGGGCUGCUCGUUUGAAGUCGGUCUCGAUGUUGCACCACCCUCACAUCAACCUACAGAAAAACCGCGUCCCGCAACCGACCUUGUCAAGAUCAACAUCCGCAUGUGCCAGGACUGCAACCACACAAUAUUUUCCGGUAGGGACUUUAGCGCCUCUCUGGAAUUGAAGCCCACAGAUCAGCGAGCGUAUGAAACACUACAACAAUUCGAGCGAGGCAUUCGUCAGCUACUGCCCUCCUUCCAUCGCGUUCUACUGGCACUACAGCCGGAAAAGCUAGAGAACGGUGAAGUCGACUUGACUAAGCCACCGCCCACGCGAGCACAAAUCCAGGAAGCAGGCAAGAUCCGAAAACGUCUCAUUGACAGUUUUGGAAAAUACGGUAUCGCCGCGAAGCGCAUCAGGGACCUGCCAACCCAGAGCCCAACACAGCAACGACUACAAGCAGCCAUUUACAUGUAUGCGAGUGGCUUCCUGCACACGAAUAUGCUGCCGCUCAAGAGCCUACCCCAGCUCCUACGCAACCAGUCGUCGGCUUCGUCGCGCUCCGGGCGCUCCGCGCACCACCUGUCGGUGCAUUCGGCAUCCUCGGGCCUGCGCCACACGGAGCUCGCCGAGUCCGACACGGCCUCGCAGGCCGCCAGCGAGGUGAGCACGGUCGUGAGCCAGCUAGAGACGGAGGAAAGGGGCCUGCGCGAGGGGCUCGCCGUCCUCGAGGAGCAGCGCUUCAUGGUCGAGGAGAUGCUGCGGGCAGCCACCCGCGCGCGCCGCUUUGAGGAGAUUUCAGCGCUUAAUCGCAACAUGGAUGAGCUCGAGGCGGAGAUUCAGGCGCUGAAGAGCAAGAUUACGAGCGUGGAAACCCGGUGGGAGGGGGUAUACCGAGACGGGGUGGCUUCAUGA
Messenger RNA from Cordyceps militaris CM01, 2007 nucleotides. Its product is annotated as vacuolar segregation protein (Pep7), putative. The record is from RefSeq and is a predicted model, not a curated record. The coding region runs from base 1 to 2007 and encodes 668 amino acids. Gene Ontology annotation, biological process: DNA repair. Gene Ontology annotation, molecular function: DNA binding; metal ion binding. Lineage: Eukaryota; Fungi; Ascomycota; Sordariomycetes; Hypocreales; Cordycipitaceae. The transcript is spliced from 3 exons.